This is a messenger RNA of Fraxinus pennsylvanica, 507 nucleotides long. Lineage: Eukaryota; Viridiplantae; Streptophyta; Magnoliopsida; Lamiales; Oleaceae. The record is from the annotation of a GenBank genome assembly.
AUGAACACUGUUCAAGAUCCAGAUAUCGUUGCCUUGUACAGCAAAAUACACAACAAUCCAGAGUACUUGGAUGUCCCCAAUGAGAUGACAUUUGUGGAGUCACCUCUUCAUACUGCUGCUUCAGAAGGCCAUAUCGGCCUUGCCCUUGAAAUCUUGAGGCUAAAACCUUCGCUGGGAAAGAAAUUGAACCUUGAUGGUCUUAGUCCACUUCACCUUGCUUUGGGUAAUGGACACACCAACUCCGUGAGACGACUCGUCAAGCAUGAUCCGGAGCUCAUUCGUGUCCAAAGGAGGGAAGGGAUCGCUCUUUUGCAUUACCUAGUGGAAAAAGAGGAAAUUGAUCUUUUGAUUUAUUUUCUUCUCAUCUGUCCACUCUCAAUAUAUGAAUUGACCGUUCGAGAUGAGACUACUGUGCAUAUUGCUGUAAGGAAUAACAAUCUUAGAGCUUUUACGGUUUUGUUAGCAAGUCCAACCUCGGCGCGGCGAAAUUUCUCACAUUUGGUAUGA